Molecule: messenger RNA, 953 nt
Organism: Racocetra persica
Lineage: Eukaryota; Fungi; Glomeromycota; Glomeromycetes; Diversisporales; Gigasporaceae
Source: the annotation of a GenBank genome assembly
ACGCACCAAAUGUGGUGCUUCUUAGCAGAGAGAAUUACUUAAUGCUCUUAAGGCUUAUGGAACAGAAUGAAGCUCCAAUUACAAUUGAUGAUGAAGAUUUACAAUUGAAUACAGAAGAAAUAACGACACAAGAAAGUGGACCCCAACUCAACUAUGAAGAACAUACCCAAUAUUGUACUAGUAAUUCACAAUCGAACACAGUAGAAAAAAUUACGAUUCAAGAAAGUGCAGUUCAAAAUUUGAGUUUUGAUGUAAAGGAAGACAGUGCAAAUAAAAAAUCAAAUCCUUCAGAUGAUUCAAAUGAUUCAGCUUUUGUCCAAUUGUCUAACGCUAUCGAGAAGGAUCAGAAAAAUGAAAUUAAAGGUUUGGAUUCUGUAGCCUCACCUUUAAAUCAUGAAGAAAGCGGUGUAAGAAAUGAAAUCCAAGUUUUGGAGUCUAGUAUUCAAGAACAAUCUACUAAUAAUUCGCAAUUAAAUACUACAAAAGAAAGUGGUGCACAAAAUUUAAGUUUUGAUAUAGAGGAAGACAAUACAAAUAAAAAUGCAAAUUUUUCAGAUGAUUCAGAUGCUUUUAUUUCCGUAGCCCAAUCUUUAAACCAGAAAAAAAGUGAUGGUCAAUUAUUUAAUGCUAUCGAAAAGGAUCAAAGAAAUGAGUCUCACUCUAGUGUUCAGGAUAUACUUGCAAGUUCAUCAAUUAUUAAUAGUCAAGUGCCAUCUACCCCACCGCAAAAUAUUACUAAAGGAAAUCUGUCUGAUUUAUUUAUAGAUUAUCAGGCAUUAAAACAAUCUAAUGAUUCACUUUCUACCACUACGGGUGAUACUGACUUUCUGCAUAGUAAUAACCAAGAUGAAUCAACUAAAGAAUCGCAUAAAAGUGAUUCUGAAAUUGAGAAUCAAAAGUAUGUUAAUGCUUAUCAAGGUGAAAGUAAUGAGGCUGAUGAAUGUAGUAAUCUG